UAGAGAUGCAAGAUGGAGGAAACGAAAAAGUAAACAAAAUUUUACAUUAUUUUUGUGCAGUUUGCCAUCAAAUGAUCGUUUAAUUUAUUUGCUAACAUUUGUGUAGAUGUUGCGGUAAAAAGGAUUCCUGAAAGUUUGUGAAAAACUUUUUGAAAUAAUUAUUCAGAUCGCAAUGACAAGUCAAAAGCCAGUUCAAGGGGCUGUACCAAAGGGGGAUGUGUUUAACCUAAGAGCUACCCCUGGACCUCAGUUCCCGAUAGCACCAUCUCCAUUACCUGCAAUGGAAUCAAAUCAUGUGCCAGUUGCUGCCCAGCAACACAAUGUCAAUAGUGACCUUGAAGAUAAGCUAGAGCUGCAACAAAGAGAACUUGAAGAGAUAAGGGCGAGAGCCUCACAGAUGGAGAAGACGAUGCGCUGGUGGUCCGAUUGUACCUCUAACUGGCGGGAAAAAUGGAGUAAAGUACGAAAUGAGAGAAAUAAGUCGAGAGAAGAAAACAGACAACUUAGAGCCAAACUUGACUUGUGUAUUAAAGAAAUUAACAGUUUAAAAAGAGAAAGAGAAGGUCUAGUGAAUACUUGUAAAGAUUCUGAGAAGAGUAAGUUAAUGGAUAAACAGGUUGAGCUGUCGGAUGAGUCCAAAACUACCUCAAGUAAUAGUUUAGAUAGUGUACAAUCAAAAUGUGAGCUACAGAAUACCUCUGUACAGACUGAUCCGGUUAAUCUAGUAAGUCCAAGUUCUUCCAAAUCAGAAGAGAUACUAGUUGAUAAAAAAUCAGCAACUGGUGUUAAGACUGAAGUUGCUGAAUUACAAGAGUGUUCAGAGUCGUUGGCUGGAGAUAAACUUGCUCUGCUGCAACUGAAAUUGGAGGAGUCUCAAAAGACGAUAAUAGUUGAAAGAGAAGAGAAGACUCAGCAGACAAAAACUAUAGAGACAUUGAGACAUGACAUUCACAGCUGGAAAUCAAAAAAUGAAGAAUUGAAUCAAACUAAACAUGAUCUAGAAGUUCAGGUGAGGAAGUUGAAGGACCUACAUGAGGAGGAGUUAGGUCGACUGUCUAAUGACCUUCAGGAUGAACAGUCAUCUAAGAGUUCUGUAGAUAAGCGGCUAGCUGAACUUAGACUUGAGCUUGAGAGGCUUCAGAAAGAGAACGCUGAUGAAUGGGGUAAAAGAGAACGACUAGAGACAGAGAAACUGGCCCUAGAACGUGACAAUAAGAAAUUACAUACACAGAUAUCCGACCUUGAGGAACAAUUGGAGAGAAAAAGCACUCAUGCUUCCACAGUCACUAAUAAAGAUAUUAAAACAUUACAGAUGGAAGUGUCAGAGAAAAAUAAAGAAUUAGCUGACUUGAAGCAUGGUCACACUAAACUAAAGAAGACGUUACAAGAGCGUGUGACUGACCUCGAGCAUAGCAAGCGUCGCUGUGACCAGUUCGAAGUGGAGGUGAAAAAACUAAGGUCCAGAGUAGAGGAGCUGAAACGUGAACUUGCCACAGCUGAAGACGAGGUUGAUACACAAGCAAACAAUGUACGGAAGGUACAGAGAACUAAUGAUGAGUUACAGGAACAAGCCGAGAAUCUACAGGUACAACUUGAACAUCUACAGAGCAGAUUGCGUAGAAGUUCCCAGCCAAGUUCGGGAUCACACACGGGUCACAGAUCAUAUAGUCCGGAUCUUCAGGCGCUUGAAAUAGACGAUGAUACUGAUGAUGAAUUUAGUGACGGACCAUGAUGAAUGUACAGUCUGUUUGAUUUUGUUCUGUUAUCUGAAUAUUUGGCGAGUUACGUCAUGCACGUACUUAUAUUUCACUUGUGCAGCGGUAUUUAUUGUGCAAUGUUUUACAAGCAUAUUUAAACUUUUACAUCUGUUUUAUUUGAGGCAAUGAUUACCACAUGUAGUAAGUAAAAGAAAAAAGAUAUUUAGAAUCUUACAUAAUCAAGAAGUCUCAUAAACACCAUUGUAAGAUUCAAAUGCAUGAGACCCAAACCUAUAAAAAGAAUCGUUCUGAGAUUCUCAUGACUUAAGAAUAAACCUAAUAAACAUCAUUAUAAGAUGCUUAUGAUUGAAGUUUAAACAUCAUAAACAACAUUCUGAGAUUCUCAUAACCUCAUAGAAAUUAUUCUUAUGAUUGAAGUUCAAACCUAAUAAACAUCAUUCUGAGAUAUUCAUAUGAGUUAAGUUCAGACCACCUAAUAAACGUCAUUCGGAGAUUCUCAUGAGUUAAGUUCAAGGCUAAUAAGCAUCACUUUUCAAUUCUCAUGAUUGAGGUUUAAACCUCACAAAAAUCCUAAGAGCCACAUGAGUUAAGUUCAAAUCUGAUAAAUAUUAUUCUAAGACCCUUAUAAAGUUAUGAGUGAAGCUCAAAUGUGAUAGAUUUCAUUCUAAUUGCCACAUGAAUGAAAUUCAAACCUGAUUUGAAAGCCUUAUGACUGAUAAUCAAACCUUCAUAAACAUACCUCCUUGUGAGUGAAAUUCAAAUCUCACACAGCAUCAUUGUGAGAGCUUUAUGAGUGAAAUUCUAGCCUCAUAAACUAGCACAUGAGGUACAUAGUUUUUAAUGGCAUUAUUGAAUUGUCUCCCUUGUAAUUUAAUUUGGAAAAUUUCAAAUAUUCUGUAAUAUAGCGGUUUCAUAAUUAUUUUCCUUGACUUUAGUUACUGUUGUUUUAUUUUGAAGAAAUCAGUGUGUGUUAAUAGAACAAGAUGCAAUAAUAGGGUUUUAGAUACAUGUACAUUUUUCUAUGAUAUUAAAUCAUUUGCAAUGCAAGUUUUCAUAAAUCAAGAUUGGAUUUUAAUCCCUUUUAGACCUUUUGUCAAAGAUUACUGAUUCCAUUUUGGAAACUGUUGUGUGUUGCUUUUAUAUUGAUUUAUAUUUUUUUUUAAAUCCAGCAUAAUUAUAUGGAUGUUCUUUAAAUUUUUAAGUUGAAACAACUUUAGCAAUAUAAAACUUUUGCAAUACUUUAGUACCAUAUUAAAACAUGAUUUUGGUUCAUUCCUUAUUUGAAAGAUUUAUUGCAUUUCAGAGGAAAAUAAGAAAUAUGUUAACAUCUUAUUAUUUAAUGUAUAUUUAUUUCUAUGUCAGUCUAUGAUGAUAUAGAUUGUUAAAAAAUUUGAAUAAAAGUUUUUUAUAAUAUUACCCUAUUUAGACUGAAAAGAGGUGAGUUUACAAGAAUAUCUAGUUUGUAUUCUGAGUGUCAUCAAGUUCUGCAAAUUAGUACAUCUUUUCCCCAAAUUCUUUAUUAUGGAGGUUGGGUCACUGUUAAAGGUCAUGUGUUUUACAAAUUGGGUGAGACCCCAGAUAUCGCUCAUGUGUUAUUUUAGGUGUGAGUUGUUACUCAAGGUCAAUUGUCAACCAUCAGCAAGCUAGCUGGAUAGCCCCCACAUAUGGAAGGAUUUUUCUGAUUUCUAAGCAGGAUUUAAACCUGCAGUGGAGAUUUAAAGUCACAUGAUCAUAAAAGACUCUACGAAUCUCUUUAAUUGGAACAAAUAUAAUAUCUUAUUACCAGUGAUGAAAGAUACUAUCAUUGCAAUUGCAUGAUCACAUGACCAUCCACAUAACCUUGAUCACAUGACCUUGAUAGCCAAAGCCUCAGACAAACAGUUGUACAUUUGUAACUACAUGUAUACUUCAUGUUAAACAGCUUUAACGUUAAGAUUUGUUUUUAACCUAUAUGAAGCAUAAAGUUUCAUUAUUUACAUCAAAGACACCAACAAGAAUUUGAUUCUGAAUAGUUCUUUCACUUGUUAAAAACUUUAAGAGUGCAUGACUGAGGGAGAAAUCGAACUAUAAAUUGACACUGUAUUUUGCAGUUCUAGAUAAAGGUCAUAGUGGUUCAUUAACUAUGAGGGAAACUAAAGUAAAUGAAAGGUAGACAAAUCAAUUAACAUGUAACUGUGUUGUGUUAAGUUGUGUUGUGUCACAGUGUUGUGAUUGCUUUAAAACAGUGUUUAAACAGAUAUUUGUCAGCUUUAUUGUUUUAUAUAUGUACUUGUAAAUAUAAAAUAUACAUAUUUUACAAUCAUUUUCUAAUGGUGCAUAUUUAUUUGAUAUCAUUAUUUAUUUACAGUUUCAUAUACAUGUUAGAUAUGAAUAUUAUUUCAAGGACAGCAUUGUAAAUAUUACAUUCAAGCCUUCAUUCUCCAUGUAUUACUUGUAUAUCAAUGCACCAUUGUAAAUUUCACUCCAUUGUAAAUUCCACAAUUAUUAGAAUAUCUAUCAAAGCUUCAUUGUCCAUGUAAAAAACAUCCCCAUUUUUCACAUAUCAUUUAAUCAUACCAUUUCUUUUUGAGCCAGUGUUACAUUAAUAUGUAUAAAACUCCAUUAAUAAAUUUUCCAUAGCUCAUAUUUUUGUGUAAUAAGUUAAUAGAACCUCAAAUGUACCUGUAUUGUGAAUGUUUUGUUUAAACAAGUUUACAUGUUAAUGUAUAUUAAUUUUUUUUACAUAGUCUUAUCACGUUUUGUGAUCUAGAACAUUAUUAAUGUAUUUUGAACAAAGAUCUAAUGACAAAUAUAUAGGAAAUACAGAAUUA
Ruditapes philippinarum (Manila clam) is the source of this 4528-nucleotide messenger RNA. Its product is annotated as coiled-coil domain-containing protein 102A-like. The coding region runs from base 173 to 1732 and encodes 519 amino acids. The record is from RefSeq and is a predicted model, not a curated record. Gene Ontology annotation, cellular component: myosin complex. The transcript has 8 exons. Lineage: Eukaryota; Metazoa; Mollusca; Bivalvia; Venerida; Veneridae.